Messenger RNA from Trichosurus vulpecula (common brushtail), 4799 nucleotides. RefSeq names its product furin, paired basic amino acid cleaving enzyme (gene FURIN). The coding region runs from base 410 to 2752 and encodes 780 amino acids. The record is from RefSeq and is a predicted model, not a curated record. NCBI's taxonomy places the organism in Eukaryota, Metazoa, Chordata, Mammalia, Diprotodontia, Phalangeridae. The transcript has 16 exons. Gene Ontology annotation, biological process: peptide hormone processing. Gene Ontology annotation, molecular function: serine-type endopeptidase activity. Gene Ontology annotation, cellular component: Golgi membrane; trans-Golgi network.
GAGCCCGGAGCCAGCGCCGCGGGCUGGAGCCGCCAACGCUGCCGCCGCCGCCGAGGCGCUGAGCUUCCCCGCGAGGCGCCGCUGCUCCAGCGCCGCCGAGACGGACCCGGGCGCCGGAGCCCGAGCCGAGGCCGCCGCCGCCGCCGCCCGGGGCUUCGUGCACGGCGGGCCGGGGCCCUGCGUCCGCGCUGCCACCCGGAAAAGUUUCCGCAGCCCGAGCUCCCUGGGAGCUAGUGGCCCUGAGUCCUGCUCCAUCUGGCCCUCCUUGGCUUGGCCACAUGCCCCCACCCACCUACCCCAGGGCUCAGCACACCGAGCAAGAGCCUGGGACCAAAGCCAUUCUGACCAGGCACAGGCAUUGAACAUAUAAGAGGGAAGUGGGAUUCCCCGGGCUCUGCCCGCCCACCCCAUGGAGCUGAGGCCCUGGUUGCAGUGGACGGUAGUGGCAGCUUUGAUUCUGUUGGUUGGAGAGGUCCUCACCCAGAAAGUUUACACCAAUACCUGGGCUGUGUCUAUCCCAGGGGGCCUAACUGAAGCAAACAGAGUGGCCCAAAAGCAUGGAUUCCUCAACCUGGGACCGAUUUUUGGGGACUAUUAUCAUUUCUGGCAUCGGGCAGUAGUGAAACGAUCGCUGUCACCCCACCGUUCCCGUCACAGCCGACUACAGAGGGAACCCAAAGUGCAGUGGCUGGAGCAACAGGUGGCAAAGCGUCGGAAGAAGCGGGAUAUAUUCAUGGAGCCCACUGACCCCAAGUUUCCCCAGCAGUGGUACCUGUCUGGUAUGAAUCAGCGGGACUUGAAUGUUCGAGGGGCCUGGUCCCAAGGCUACACUGGCCGUGGCAUCGUGGUUUCCAUCUUGGAUGAUGGCAUUGAGAAGAACCACCCUGAUCUAGAGGGCAACUAUGAUCCUGGCGCCAGCUUUGAUGUCAAUGACCAGGACCCAGACCCCCAGCCUCGUUACACACAGAUGAAUGACAACAGGCAUGGCACCCGAUGUGCUGGUGAGGUGGCUGCCGUGGCCAAUAAUGGAAUCUGUGGUGUUGGUGUUGCCUACAAUGCCCGAAUUGGAGGUGUGCGCAUGCUCGAUGGAGAGGUGACUGAUGCAGUGGAGGCGCGCUCUCUAGGACUGAAUCCCAACCACAUCCACAUCUACAGUGCCAGCUGGGGCCCUGAGGAUGAUGGAAAAACCGUAGAUGGGCCAGCCCGCUUGGCUGAGGAGGCCUUCUCCCGGGGAGUCAACCAGGGCCGUGGGGGCCUAGGAUCAAUUUUCGUCUGGGCCUCGGGCAACGGGGGCCGGGAGCAUGAUAGCUGCAACUGUGAUGGCUACACCAACAGCAUUUAUACCCUGUCCAUCAGCAGCACAACCCAGUUUGGUAAUGUGCCCUGGUACAGUGAAGCAUGCUCCUCCACCCUCGCCACCACCUACAGCAGCGGCAACCAGAAUGAGAAGCAAAUUGUCACAACAGACCUGAGGCAAAAAUGCACGGAUUCCCACACUGGCACCUCUGCCUCUGCCCCCCUGGCAGCCGGCAUCAUUGCCCUCACCCUGGAGGCCAAUAAGAACCUGACAUGGCGUGACAUGCAGCAUCUGGUGGUCCAGACCUCCAAGCCUGCUCACCUCAAUGCCAAUGACUGGGCUACGAAUGGUGUAGGGCGCAGAGUUAGCCAUUCAUAUGGUUAUGGACUUCUAGAUGCAGGAGCCAUGGUGUCAUUGGCCCGGAACUGGACCACAGUAGGCCCACAGCGAAAGUGCCUCAUCGACAUCCUCACCGAGCCUACGGACAUAGGGAAACGGUUGGAGGUGCGGAGGAAGGUGACUGCCUGCCAGGGAGAGGCUAACCAUAUCACCCGGCUAGAACAUGCCCAGGCCCGACUCACCCUGUCCUACAACCGACGUGGGGACUUGGCCAUUUACCUCGUCAGCCCCAUGGGCACUCGCUCUACCUUGCUGGCUUCCAGACCUCAUGACUACUCAGCUGAUGGGUUUAAUGACUGGGCCUUUAUGACUACCCAUUCCUGGGAUGAGGACCCUGCCGGGGACUGGGUCCUAGAAAUCGAAAACACCAGUGAAGCAAACAACUACGGAACGCUGACCAAAUUCACCCUCGUGCUGUAUGGGACUGCUGCUGAGGAUCCCGAUCUCUCUACGCCAUCUGAGAGCAUUGGCUGCAAGACCUUAGCAUCCAGCCAAACCUGCGUGGUGUGUGAAGAAGGAUUUUCCCUGCAUCAGAAGAACUGUGUGCGGCAUUGUCCCCAAGGAUUCAUCUCACAAGUUGUCAACACACAGUAUGGCAUAGAGAACAGUAUGGAGCCCAUUCACGCCAAUGUCUGUUCCCCUUGCCACCCUUCCUGUGCCACUUGCAAGGGGAUCGAGUCCACAGACUGCCUCAGCUGCCCCAUCUUCUCUGACUACGACCUGGUGGAGUUGACUUGCACCCAACAGAGGCAGGCCACCUUCAAGUCUCCAGGGCUCCCUCAUAAUGAAGGGCUGCUGCCUUCCCACCUCCCCGUAGUUGUUGCAGGCCUGAGCUGCGCCUUCAUUGUUUUGGUCUUCAUCAUUGUCUUCCUAAUCCUUCAGCUACGCUCUGGCUUCAGCUUUCGGGGGGUCAAAGUGUACUCAUUGGACAGUGGCAUCAUAUCCUACAAAGGGCUGCCCCCUGACGCCUGGCAGGAGGAAUGCCCUUCUGAGUCUGAUGAGGACGAGGUCCGGGGAGAGAGGACUGCUUUCAUCAAGGACCAGAGUGCCCUUUGAUGAGCACCAGACCUUCCCCUUCCCCUAUCUGACUCUCCUGGUCACACCUUCCACCUUCCUCCUCGGGCACUUUUUAAUUCACCAAAGUAUUUUUUUAUAUCGGGACUUGGGUCAGGUCCCCCAGCCCAGGGGAGGGUACGGAGUGGUAGGGUCUGCCCACUCCCCUCUCAUGCUAGCUGGGGAGCUCUGAGAUCCUAACCUGCCGCCUCCAAAGUGGGGUAGAGGGCUGGGACACAUACCAGCUUUUUUGUGGGACAAGCUCUGAGGCAGAAGAGGCAGGGGACAAGGGUGGUCUUAGUCAACAGGAGCAAAGUCAGUCUUCAAGGCAUUUCCUACCACCUAGGGGAUUAUGCCACAUCUCUCCCCUACCCCCAAACCCACCUUUGUUGGAGAAGGAAAUGAGACAUUGGGGCAGUGACUGCCCUCCUUUCAGUUUCCAGAUGUACUUAGGAUAAGGCUGCUGUGACAGGGUGGUUUGUGUGGGGAGAGAAGGGAGGGAAAGUAGAUUCUUUGUCACAACCCUCCCUUUUAUAAUUCUUUGGGUACCUCCUGCUUCCCUCUAGGCUCUUUCCAGCUGCUCCAGUUCCUUCUAAAGCAAUAAUGGUCCCAAUCCAGCCAGCAGGAGGCACUGGGCAGCUAUCUGGCAUCUGCCUGGGAGUCUGGGGGUAACUGGAGGAUACCUCUCCAAGGGUUCUUGUCCCCUCCAAUUUUCCAUCCCAGCCUGUGUCCUUCCCCACAAAGCCACAGGCUUUGGUGGCCUGUGCCAUAGAAGUGAUUGUCCUAGGAAGGGACCAAGGAAGGGCAGGUGCUUUCAAGAGUGUGUGUUUGUAUGUGUGUGUAUGUAUGUAUGUAUGUAUGUACCUUCCCUUACCCCUGCCUCUAUGUGUGUUCCUGGACCACCCCAUCCCUCCCGCACACAUCUCUGCACCUUGUGCCUCCAGCACUGCUUCCCAGAAGCCCAGGCGAGCUCAGUACCGUCCACUCAGCCAGGCUGGCAGCAGGUGCCAGGGCACAGCUCCAGCAAUGAGCAGAGCUGGUUGUGUCCGGUUCCAUCCCUCUUCCUGCGCUCCUGCUGUGCAGGGAGACCAGAGGCCCCUUGUACAGCCAGGGACUUUUUCCUUGUUUUCUGAGCCCGGGGCUUUCUGGGCUGUUCCCCCUCACAGCUCUGGAGCCCCUGGGUGGAGGGGAGGGAGAUCAUCCCCAGAACCCUCCCCCCCAUCCUACCUGUUUUUCCCCACCCCACCAAUGCUGCUUUCCCCUGUGGGGAUCUCAGGGGCCGUUCGAGGAUAUAUUUUCACUCUGUGAUUUCACUUUAGAUGCUGAUUUUUUUGUAUUUUUAACUUGGGGUAGCAGCCGGAACACCCACACCGUCUGUCCUGCUGUUCCCCUCCCCACCUCCCUGGCCCUGGUGGGAAAACUGAGUUAUUGAGCUCAGAACAGGGCAUUGGUCAGGGGGAGAAUUGAUGAUAGGGGGUCAUAUGGGGUGGAAGGAGAGAAAGGAGUAUUUUUUUUUUUGUGUUAAGAACAAUGGUUGGUAGUGCCAAGGGCUCAUGGGUCAUUCAUUUCUCCUUGUGCCAGGGCUGAAAAGUGAGGGGGUCGGUAGGCAGUGGCAUAAGGUUUGCCAACCCCCUCCCCACACUGUGCCUAAUGGGAAAAAGCACUGACCUAUUGAGUUUCUUCCCCCCACCCAUACAUCCCAAUCUCCCUCUUCUGAUGUGCCUUUUGCACCUCCCUCUCCUCCCGCCAUUAGGACAAUCAGAAUCAUCUCCCACCUGGGAGUCCUUUCUUUCUCCCCAAUCCCUUAGGAGUUAACCAGCCACCAGGGUGAGAGGCACUCAUCUCUCCCCGCCAGGAACAUGCCUGGUAUUUCCAUCUCCCUCUCCAUUGUCCUCCCAUGGCCAGCCCGGGCUGGUUUUGUAUGAUACCGGGUUUGGUGCACAGUGAUUUUUCUUGUAAUUUAAACAGGCCCAGUGUGGUGGGUUCUAUUUAAUGGACGCGAGAUGAUGUUAGAGGUUUUUAAGUGAUUAAAUGUGCAGACUAUGCAAAA